Messenger RNA from Archocentrus centrarchus (flier cichlid), 4572 nucleotides. Its product is annotated as sorting nexin-4-like. The transcript has 14 exons. Gene Ontology annotation, cellular component: early endosome membrane; SNARE complex; plasma membrane. Gene Ontology annotation, molecular function: phosphatidylinositol-3-phosphate binding. Gene Ontology annotation, biological process: protein transport; positive regulation of autophagosome assembly. Lineage: Eukaryota; Metazoa; Chordata; Actinopteri; Cichliformes; Cichlidae. The record is from RefSeq and is a predicted model, not a curated record. Bases 22 to 1326 code for a protein of 434 amino acids.
GUCAACAUCAGGGAGAAAAAGAUGAUGGCGGAGGAUGGAAGGGAAGAGUCUGUGGCGACUGACGAUGAUUCAGACCAAACGGCAGCGGACGGAAGUUUAAACAGCACUAUGGUGGAGGAAGGCUCGACCCUGCUGCGCCGGAUGGAGAUCUGUGUAGCUGAGGCUGAGAAAAGGAGCGGCAAAAAUGCAAUGAGCAUGCAGGAGACAUUCACAGUGUACCUGAUUGAAACAAGGCCAAUGGAUGCAGUUGCUGAAGGCCAUAACCCAGCCCCUGACUGUCUGUGGAGGCGGUACAGUGAAUUUGAACUGCUGCGGAACUACCUGAUAGUUACCUAUCCAUACAUCGUGGUGCCCCCUCUGCCUGAGAAGAGGGCAGAGUUUGUGUGGCAUAAGCUGUCUGCAGACAACAUGGACCCUGACUUUGUGGAGCGCCGCAGGGUCGGGCUCGAGAACUUCCUGCUUCGUGUGGCUUCUCAUCCAGUCCUCUCCAAUGACAAGAUCCUUUACCACUUCCUCACUGAGGAGCAUGGCUGGAAAGAAGUGGUGUAUGAGACGGGAUUUCAGGCAAAGGCUGAUUCCAGGCUUAGGGCUCUCAGUGCCACCUUUAGGGUGAGAAAUCCUGACAAACGCUUCAUGGAGAUGAAACAUUACAGUGAUGAGCUGCAGUCUCACACAUCUCAGCUGCUCCGAGCACGAGCAAGGGUUGCUGAUCGACUAUACGGUGUUUACAAAGUUCAUGGGAACUAUGGAAGAGUCUUCAGUGAGUGGAGCGCCAUAGAGAGAGAGAUGGGAGAUGGACUGCAAAGCGCCGGUCAUCAUAUGGAUGCAUAUGCUGCCUCAAUAGAUGAUAUCUUAGAAGAGGAGGAACACUAUGCAGACCAGCUGAAAGAAUAUCUUUCCUAUGCUGAAGCUUUGAGGGCAGUGUGCAGGAAACAUGAACUGACCCAGUUUGAGCUGGAGAUGGCCUCGCAGGAUCUCAUCUCUAAGAAACAGCAACGUGAAGAGCUGUCUACAGGGAUAGUGCGGACAUUCUCCUUCAAAGGCAUGACCAACAAGCUUUUUGGACAAGAAGCACCUGAGCAGAGGGAGGCCAGGCUGAAACUGCUGGAGGAUCUGAUAGCAGAGGGUGAAGAGACUGUUAAGGAGAAAACGGUUGAGCGCGAAGAGCAUAUUGAAAGGGCCUGGGUGGACAUUCAGCGCUUCAAAGAGCAGAAAGACAAAGACCUACGGGAAGCUCUCAUCAGCUAUGCUGUCAUGCAGAUCAGCAUGUGCAAAAAGGGAAUACAAGUUUGGAGCAAUGCCAAAGAAUGUUUCCUCAAGAUGUGAAGCUGAGAAAGUACUGGGAUGAUUUCCUCCUUCUGGGAUGAUUCUGGGAAAAUGAUGACAACAGUCUCGAGUUAAGGUCCGAAAACAGCAGUGUGUAUAGAAAUGUGAUGUCUGUACAAAACAAAGUUUAACAUGUAAUUUGCAUUAGUGAUUUAAAUGCACUUUUGUGGUGGAAACAGGCUUAGGAGGGUGGUGAAUCACUCAAAGCACAUGACCUGAGUGCUGGAGCGCAGCAUUCCCAGGCUUAGCUGAGACAUGUUUUUCUAACUUUAAACAGGUGCUUUAAGUUUUUAAGGUCAGGUAACUGUUAAUAGGAUAACGAAAUGCAUUUUGACAACAUGGUUGUGGGUGUGGAGUUUCUGACAGAUUAAAGAAAUAUAAUAUAAAAUUGUAUUGGGAGAAGGAUGUAGGGUUUUGAUCCACACAAGAGCCUUUAAGUCUGAUCUCAGACACUUUUGCAUCAUUCUCUUAUUUUUUUUUUAAUCUGUGUCCACUAGGGCUGCAACGAUUCCUCAAGUAAUUUUAAUAAUUCAUUUAUAAAAAAAAUACUCGCCACAAAUUUGUUGCCUCAAUGCUUCGUUUAAACUCUGCAGCGCUCAGGUACCUCCAUGUAAGUGAAGUGUUUUACCCACAUUAGCAGCAUUAAAGUUCUCUGUCGCUGCAACGGAUUGUGACGUCAUUUGGAAAAAAAAGACACUUUUAACACAGAGCAGAUCAUCGCUGACACGUUUUUCCACACCUCCACUGCUCUCUACACCUGUGUGUGUGUGUGUGUGUGUGUGUGUGUGUGUGUGUGUGUGUGUAUGUGUGUGUGUGUGUGUGUGUGUGUGUGUGUGCUCACUGUGCUGAGAAUUUCAGCUGUUAGCUACCGGGACGGAUCGCCGCGUCCACAGUUUGCUAGCGGGCACCGCUAUUAGCACUAGCGAUCGUUCAGUAACGACAGGACACCCCACCCCAGCACCACCCGUUCAGUACAGAGGGGCUCUAUCAAACUAUUUCCUAUGUUUUAAUCCCUGAAUAGUGACUAAAAAUAGACCUGCAGUAGAAACGUGUGAAUACAAAGCAUUACAACAUUAAGCUCAUGCAGCGCCCAGUUUUUCAACAAAAACACUGAUAACACAACGGCAGCAGUUGUUUUAUGUGCAGUUUGUCUGCACACGCCCAGCAAGUGCAAAGGCGGAUUUGGAUCCCAGCACUUUUUCCUGUAACCACCAAUAAAACCUUUACUGGGAACCAGCUGGAGGUCCUUUAUCAACCACCUGAUCAAGAAGCGCCAACGUGAAGAAAAGAGAACUUUGUAGCUGCUCCAUCUAUUGCUCUUUGUUUCACAGCACAAAAUCUGCAGUAAAUCUAGUUAAAAUAGUUAAAAUAUGCAGAUGAACUGUUUAGACAAAAGUAUUUCUUAUCCGAUUACUUGAUUAAUUGAUACAAUACUCGAUUACUAAAACAAUCAGUGGUUGCAGCCCUAGUAUCCACUUAAUUUCCAGGUUUUAUGCAUGCACAAACCUACUCUGGACUGUACUGUCCCUUAGGUUUCAUUUAUUAUGAAACCCGUCAACUGAACCCAAGUGCAGUUUGUUCAUGUGUGUGAAAGUAAAGUAGGCAAUAGUUAUGUUGAGUCACCAAAUAAAUUCACCUCCUGACCAUCAACAAUAAAGGAACUUCACCUCUGCUAAUUGAAGUUUAUGAAUUGGACCUUUCAGUGUUUUUUUUUUUGCAGUGUUGGUGCAUUUUGGAGCAUUUAAUGUCAGAUAAAUAAUAUAAUCUGCUGUGUGACAUAAACCAAGAUGUUUUUGCCUCAGUUUUGGGGAGUGAAAUUCUAGCACAUUAUUAAUCCAUUUCUAUCACUAAUGAGCAGGUGUCUGUGUCAGUGCGUAGCGCUCAUACUGUGUAUGAAUGCAACUUGCUAACCAAGCUUGCUAGCAUUAGCGGGUUAUCUAGCACUUCAUCCUCGUGGCAGCAGCAAAAUGCCCAAAUCAGUAGAUAAUUUCACAGUAGCUUUACCCAGAGUAUGUACAGCUAUAGCAUAUAUCAAACUAAUAGUUUGAUGUAUGCUGUAUACAAAGCAUUACUUAAUGGGUCACAUGUAAAUAUAGCCAUUGCCAUGUGAAAUAAUAAAACUAGCAGUCCAAAGGGUCCUACAACUCCCAAUGGAAAAGUUGGAGCUCCAUCUUUGAGAGCCGUACCAUCAUGUGGUAAACUGUUUGUGAUACCACUUUCCAACAAGGGGAGCUGAUUGGUCAGAUCAGUAAAGUUAUGUAAAGUAAAAUUAUUGGAGCUAAGAAGCCAGAGUCCAUAUCUUACUAAACAAAUACAAUUUUUAUUUUAGAACAGCCAAUGUAGUAGUAGUAGUAAGAGUAGUAGUGACAACUCAUACUUCAAUAAGGAGAGAUCAUUGGGAGAAAUUGAACAAGAUUUAUUGAUAAUACAAAUAGUUGUCUCGAGGAAGGCGGGCAGAAAGAUGAUUGGACUAGAAGAGAUGAGGUCAGCAUUGAGUUUGACAGCGUGGAAAAGUGGAGGCGAUGACUGAGAAAUGACCAAACACCUGGGAAAGAAAGAGGAUAAGUGAUUUCAGAUCUUCCUUAUUGAACUUAAGCCUAAGCUUCAUAACUCAGUACUUAACAAAUUUAUUAGCCCACCACCCAGUGUAAGUUAUAUGCCACAGCUGCCCUAAACUGUAUUGCUAAUUACCAAAAUAAUUUUUUAUGUUUUUGUAGUGGUUAAUCCACAAGUAUGCACAACCUCUUUAAAUCAAAAUUCAGUUUUUAAUGCUAAAAUACAAUUAUUGUUGUUACCCAUGAAUUCUUAAAUUUAAGUAGAUUAUUCCUUUUGAUUAAGAUGCUAAAUUACUGUUAUUUGCAUUCCUGAACAGAAAAAUGAUUUUUAGUGGUUGAAUGUUAUGCUUGAUUAAUUUUUAAGUUCAGUGCUGGCACAGUGAAUUCAGUUCACUGAAUUUAGGAAUUUUCAGAUUUAAACACAUUUUUUGACAGAUUCCUAAAAUAUUUUUUUCUUGUUUUUAUGACAGGUGGCCUAAAAAUUUGUUAAGCACUGUGUGAUAAGCCACACUAAACAUCUGAGAUUCGUUUCAUUUAUUGACUAAGACUUUUUGAACAUUAGUUCUUAAAUGUUCUUUAAAUAACUUUUGAUUUGUUCUAAACACUUGCCGGCAAUAAAAGCUUUGUGAGUGUUAUGUUUCCUUUUAAGUCUGUGUUUGGAUGUGGCUCCUUUUUGGUCUAUUUGAAUAAA